Antechinus flavipes (yellow-footed antechinus) is the source of this 1518-nucleotide messenger RNA. Its product is annotated as somatomedin-B and thrombospondin type-1 domain-containing protein-like. Lineage: Eukaryota; Metazoa; Chordata; Mammalia; Dasyuromorphia; Dasyuridae. The transcript has 7 exons. The record is from RefSeq and is a predicted model, not a curated record. The coding region runs from base 265 to 1260 and encodes 331 amino acids.
CUCAGCAAAGCCCUAUCUAUAGCCUAUCAGAAACCUCCUCUGCAGCUUCAUUUCCCUCCCCAGGGCUGCUAGAGUUUAUCUCCCUGAAUUUGGCUAGAAUUGAUUAAGUCCUUCCUGCCUGAACCUCAGGGAAUAAGAAAGCUCAGAUUACUAACUGGUCCUACUUUCCAUGCCAAGUCCCCAAGAUAUCCCUGGUUAGAAAAGUGUUGGUGAGUGCCUGGGACUUCUUGAAGAUUGUCCGGCAGGCGUGGGAUUCCUUAGGAUAUGGCCCAUAGUGCCAUACUGGCCUGGGUCUGGGUCCUGGCUCUGGGAGUGAUUCCAGGGGUCCAAGCUGGCUGUGCCGAUCUCGGUCGCUGCUGUCCGGGCCGGGACUUGACGUGCGUUUCCCGGGGCUGGACAGAGGCAGGUCUCUCUCUGGAGCCCCAUCCCUGCUACUGCGACCAGGCAUGCAGCGGAGCAGGGGACUGCUGCCCAGAUUAUGGGAGUGCCUGCCCAGGCUGGUCCCUUCUAGACUAUACUUGGAAAACCAUCUGCCUAGAACAGCAGGACUCUUCUAUCUGUAUACAUCUGGUACCUGUACCUAACUGGCACACAUCAGCAAUCAUCCCACACAUACCUGCAAGGGUGGAUCCUCAGGGACUCAGGAGCAUCAUAACUACUUCUGCCUGGCAUUCUUAUAUACAUUUUACAGCUGUGACCUGCGUGGUGUCAGAGUGGAGUGGUUGGAGCCGGUGUAUUGAACCCUGCACUGUCACUUUUCGAGUUCGAAGGAGAGAAGUUCUAAGAGAGCCAAGGAAUGGCGGUGGUCCGUGCCCUGCACUGGAAGAGAGGGCUGGUUGUGUGGAAUACUGGAGUGAUGAGGGUGUGGAGUGCAAACAGGCCCUGAUCCCAGCACUCAUAACCACUGGGGCCUUCAGGACUGGGAGGAAAAAGAGGGCCGUGGCCCUUGAGAGAAAGUCAGCUGGGUAUUGUGUCAUGUUCGAGCUUGUGACCAUCACUGUGGGCUGCUUUCAGACAAGAGCCCCCUACACUCAGUGGAUGAGGUACCUCAGCCAAGGGCACACGGUCUGUGUGUUGUGUGAGCCACCUGCACUGGAUAUGAGAAGCCUUCGGUGCUAUGGGGAUGGUGAAGGAUCCAAAGGGGACCAGCUGCUUCAGUGGCAGGCCGUUGGCAAUCCCAGCUGUAGAGGGACCUGGAAGAGAUUUCAACAGCUGGAAGCCUGCUCCUGCCCUGCUGUCCACAGCUUCCUGUUUGUUUAGGGGCCAUGAACUUCUGCUAUCCACCCACAGAGAGCCUCUGAGCUUUGGGAUAAUGGCAGACAGUACUCUCUCCCUACCUUUCCCUCUCCCAGACUGAAAACACCCCUUAUUUUACAUUGUGGUCAUGUGAAGUCAUAAAAAACACUGGAACUCUCCACCCCCACUCCUUUUUCUCUUUUUUUUCCUUCUGUUCUUUUCUUUACACCAGUGCGGCCUGAAACAUUACUGUAAAGAAUAAAGCUGUUUCAGAGAAACACA